UGUAGCCGGAAGGCGGCUGCGGAGAAACGCGUUUUGGUCUGUGUUUGGCCCUUCGAAGGCGCCGUAGCCAGUGCUUGGCGCCGGCCUGGCUUCCGGGAGCAGGCGCUGCGGGCGCUGUGAGGAGCGCGGCGCCGGGCAGGAUGUUGGUGUUAGUGCUGGGAGAUCUUCACAUUCCACAUCGAUGCAACAGCCUCCCAGCCAAGUUCAAAAAGCUGCUGGUUCCAGGGAAGAUCCAACACAUCCUCUGCACGGGAAACCUCUGCACCAAGGACACUUAUGACUACCUCAAGACUCUGGCUGGGGACGUUCAUGUUGUCAGAGGGGACUUUGAUGAGAACCUGAAUUAUCCUGAACAGAAAGUUGUAACUGUUGGACAGUUCAAAAUUGGGCUGAUUCAUGGCCAUCAGGUUAUUCCCUGGGGUGACAUGGCCAGCCUGGCACUGUUGCAGAGGCAAUUUGAUGUGGACAUCCUAAUUUCAGGACACACACACAAAUUCGAGGCAUUUGAACAUGAAAACAAGUUCUAUAUCAAUCCGGGAUCAGCUACAGGAGCCUAUCAUGCCUUAGAGAACAACAUCAUUCCUUCAUUUGUGCUGAUGGAUAUCCAAGCUUCCACGGUAGUUACGUAUGUCUAUCAACUAAUUGGAGAUGAUGUGAAAGUAGAAAGAAUUGAGUACAAAAAAUCUUAAACAUGCUUUGGCUUGUCUGGUAUUUUUACCAUCUCAUUCUGAACUGCAAAUUCCAAUACUUGAUUGCUAGUUUACAGUCCUACCCUUACUCACUAACAGCUUAAACAAUGUAGCUUCUUGGUAAUAACUUUGAAACAUCAUUGUGUUUGCUUUUCUCUAUAUGAAUUGAUUUGUAAAAUAUUCCAUUAAAGUAACUGUUUAAGUACUGUU
Neopsephotus bourkii (Bourke's parrot) is the source of this 899-nucleotide messenger RNA. RefSeq names its product VPS29 retromer complex component (gene VPS29). The record is from RefSeq and is a predicted model, not a curated record. Gene Ontology annotation, cellular component: endosome; retromer complex. NCBI's taxonomy places the organism in Eukaryota, Metazoa, Chordata, Aves, Psittaciformes, Psittacidae. Gene Ontology annotation, biological process: retrograde transport, endosome to Golgi; intracellular protein transport. The transcript has 4 exons. The coding region runs from base 141 to 689 and encodes 182 amino acids.